GGCGGCAUACAUCUUUUAAUGUUGGUCCGCCAGUAAAACUAAAUGAGAAGACGUAGGGAAGGUCUGUUUUGAUGGCAGGCUGUUACUUGUCAACAAUCUUGGCAUAGCCGGAGCUAAAUUUGGUCCUGUAUUAUCUUCUCUGGUAGUUGUUGCAGGCCCUUUCAGUGCUGCCAAACAACGCUGUGGUGUUAUGGAUGAACCAUGAAGGCCCAAUUGCAAGUCACAAUAAUUUCAGCCAAGCUGAAAGAAAACAAAAAGAACUGGUUUGGUCCUAGUCCAUAUGUUGAGGUAGCUGUGGAUGGCCAGUCCAAGAGGACUGACAAGUGCAACAACACACACAGUCCCAAAUGGAAGCAAGCUCUCACGGUAAUUGUGACCCCUGUCAGCAAACUGACGUUUCGUGUUUGGAGCCACCAGACACUGAAGUCAGAUAUCCUGUUGGGACUGGCAACUCUGGAGAUUCGUGAGAUCCUUAAGGCUAAUGACCUGAAAUUGUAUGAGGUGGUGCAGACACUGCAGCUGUGCUCUGACAAAGACCCUCGUGAUGUUGUAGGUGAUCUGUCAGUCUGUUUGGACGGCAUGCAGGUGGACCCAGAAACCUUCACCUCACUAGAAAGAGAAUAUGCUGCUGUUCCAAAUGGAAAUAAAAGACAAAAUGGGGACACUAGUAACAGGUCAAGCAGAGACGCGUCUCCCUCCAGUGACUCAGAGGAGUGGGUCAUUGUUCCUAAUUCUGUCGACGGUAUGGUUUCUCCUUCCCAGUCUCCAGGGGGCUCCACUGCCUUGCGUCCUCCCAGACCUGCCCGACCCCCUCCGCCAAUGCCCCGCAGACCUGCGGUCUCACCAAUCCUCUCCCCAGCCUCUUCCAGCAGUUCCUCACCUAGCGAGUUGAGUGAGGGCCCAGUUUCUGAUGGCUCCUCUCAGGCAUCUGCCAGUGGGUGCUCAGAUCAGCAGGAUGAAUCAGGUGCUGCGACAGCAAGUUCCUCACAGACAGCAAGUGGCCCAAAACCAGUGGACUCUUCUUCCUCAGCAGCUCCAGCCACAGCAACUCCAAGAACAACACCAAUGAGCAAUGGUCCCUUGCCCCCAGGGUGGGAGCAAAGAGCGGACCAGAAUGGACGUGUGUACUAUGUGGAUCACAUUGAGAAAAGGACAACCUGGGACAGGCCUGAGCCUUUACCUACAGGGUGGGAGCGCAGGGUGGACCCAAUGGGUAGGGUGUACUAUGUGGAUCACAUAACCAGAACUACUACAUGGCAACGCCCAACGCAGGAGUCAGUGCGUAACUAUGAGGAGUGGCAGCACCAGCGCAGCCAGUUGCAGGGGGCCAUGCAGCAGUUUAACCAGAGGUUCAUUUAUGGGCUCCAAGACCAGUUUGCAGCUACGGCCAAUAAAGAGUUCGACCCCCUGGGACCUUUACCACAUGGUUGGGAGAAGAGAACAGACACCAAUGGCAGAGUGUAUUUUGUUCAUCAUCCUACUCGCGCGACACAGUGGGAGGAUCCCAGGACACAGGGUCUGCUGAAUGACAAACCCCUGCCAGAGGGUUGGGAGAUGAGGUUCACUGUGGACGGUAUCCCCUACUUUGUAGACCACAACAGGCGAACAACAACCUACAUUGAUCCCCGCACAGGGAAAUCUUCACUUGAGAAUGGGCCACAGAUAACCUAUGUCAGGGAUUUCAAAGCCAAAGUGCAAUACUUCAGGUUCUGGUGUCAGCAAUUGUCAAUGCCUCAGCACAUUAAGAUUACCGUCUCCCGGAAAACCUUGUUUGAGGAUUCAUUCCAACAGAUCAUGAGCCUCCACCCUCAAGACCUGAGACGGAGACUGUGGAUCAUUUUCCCUGGAGAGGAGGGCUUGGACUAUGGAGGUGUGGCCAGGGAAUGGUUUUUCUUGCUGUCUCACGAGGUACUCAACCCAAUGUACUGUUUGUUUGAGUAUGCUGGCAAGGACAACUACUGCCUGCAGAUCAACCCUGCCUCUUACAUCAACCCUGAUCACCUCAAGUAUUUCAAGUUCAUAGGACGCUUCAUUGCCAUGGCUUUGUUCCAUGGCAAAUUCAUUGACACCGGUUUCUCCCUGCCCUUCUACAAGCGUAUUCUGAACAAACCUCUGGCUCUCAAAGACCUGGAGUCCAUAGAUCCAGAGUUUUACAACUCACUCAUCUGGAUCAAGGAUAAUAACAUAGAGGAGUGCGGUCUGGAGAUGUUCUUCUCAGUCGACAAAGAGAUCCUGGGGGAGGUUACCACUCAUGAGCUGAAACCAGAUGGAGGUAACAUCCAAGUAACUGAGGAAAACAAGGAAGAAUACAUCAGGUUGGUAGCAGAGUGGAGGCUGUCUAGAGGUGUGGAAGAGCAGACCCAAGCAUUCUUUGAGGGUUUCAAUGAAGUUCUGCCCCAGCAAUACCUUCAGUACUUUGAUGCUAAAGAAUUAGAGGUGAUGCUGUGUGGAAUGCAGGAGAUAGACCUGGUGGACUGGCAAAGAAACACUAUCUAUAGACAUUAUGCCCGAAGUAGUAAGCAGAUCCUGUGGUUCUGGCAGUUUGUAAAGGAGAUGGACAAUGAGAAGAGGAUGAGACUUCUGCAGUUCGUCACAGGAACCUGUCGUCUUCCUGUGGGUGGCUUUGCUGACCUGUUGGGAAGCAACGGCCCACAAAAGUUCUGCAUUGAGAAAGUAGGAAAAGAGAACUGGCUUCCACGAAGCCACACAUGCUUUAAUCGUCUGGACCUCCCUCCUUACAAGAGCUAUGAGCAGCUGAAGGAGAAGCUCAUGUUCGCCAUAGAAGAGACAGAAGGAUUUGGGCAGGAGUAGUGCGACAAGUAGCUGCAGGACAGGAUGGAGGAGUGGUGGGCCUGGAGGAGUCGUAUCCAUUUCAGACUAGAGCACUUUCCAACAGAUUCUCCUGGCAGCCAGGAGCUUCUUGUUAACUUGUAGAUGGAUGUACACAUUUUUAUGUUCUAUUACAUUAUCAUGUGCAACAACAGCAGUUUUUUUUUUAGCUAAUCAAUUUAAAAGACUAAUUAAAUCAAUUAAUUUGUUCCACAAGAAACCUGUGAAUCCUUUUCACCCUGUUUUACUGCUUGCGUGUGUAUCAGUUCCUCGUUAAUCCCGCUGAUCUCACUCAGCCCUGCUCGGCCCACUAUCAGGUGAUGGAGGCAGAAGAAACACCUCUCUCACCCUGUCAUGCCUCUGUAUGUUGCGCAAUUGCAGUUUCUGCACGCAUAUCUAUGAAUCCUUGGUAAGUAAUGGCCUAAGAGUCGCCUUGUUGGGUCUAUGCACUAGAAUGAAUCAUUUUAAAGGGAAGAAACAUAUUUGUACAUUUUGAGCCUAAAAAGGUCUGUAACAGUAACAGUAAAAGGCAAAUAUAGUUUCAGGUCUUUCAUACUCAACUUAUUAUUAUUUGUUGAAAGGAUGAAUGGAUGAGUGUUUUUUUUUUUUUUUUUAUUGCUGACUGGCUGGACUGACCUUAGUACUUUUGCAGUUUCUGUAAUAACUGGUAAUCAAGCUAGUUGUAAAAAUGUCUUCUAUUUUGACAGGUUGACUUCGUAACUUAAUGAGUUAAAGCUUUGAGCUAGUGUGCACAUGGUUACGUGAGCAGUAAGAUGAUUGCAGUUGUUCCUAGGAGAGGUUGUAUUUUUCUGUGCAGUAGUUUUUUAGAAAACAUUUUUCCAGUAAUAGAGCUAAAGAGGUUCUUGGAUCGUUUUUAUAACACUUUGCUAAGUUUCAACAUUUACUAUUGAUUUCAGUUUCCAAGAUAAAGAACAUUUGCAUAUUUGCAGGUGUUGUCUGUGAAACUGUUAUGGUUGUGAUUUGAUUAGACAAACUUUACCUUGUGGCCUGUGCUGUAUAUAAUGUGAGCUUAUUUGACCAGGGGUGGUCACUUCCUUUAUUUGUGAGGAAGACUAAAAGCAUGAGGUCUUUUUUUGAAAAUUACGAGCUGUUAUUCAUGACGUGGGAGCAUUAGGAUGCGCUGUGUAAUAGUGAUCAGUGAUUUGUUAACCCAUUCCACUGAAUGGUAGUCAUUUCUCUGGUAGAUAUCCAGAAUUAAGUAUUAUCCUAAAUCAAUAAUGAAGACACUGGAUCCUAACUGUUUCAUAUGUGAAGUGACUAAUGUAGUUUAUGUAAAUAUACUUACAAGGUAGAAAAAAUGUCUUUAUUAAUAUAUAAUACAUAGAAUUCACCCAAGCAGUGGACCCAUUUGACUUGCAGACUUAAGCUGAUAAUUAAGAUUUGAAUUAAUGCAGUACAAAAUGGCCCUAGUUUUAUAGGGUGUUACAUAGCCGUGCGUGUACAGUAGCCCUAAUAGUGUAUUUAAUGGCUUUUCUGAAAAUAGUUUAGCUAAUUUUAAUCUUUGUUUCUUUUAGUAUCAUUUAAAGAAAAUUACUCUGAAACAAAUCUACCAAAGGAUUUUAUUGAAUUAUUUGUAAAACAUUUGACUUUAAAGUCUGAGUCAUCAGGUAUGCUCAGUUCAUUGCAUCCCCGAAACGAUUUACACAGUUUACAUCAGUUGUUACGGCUAAGUUAUUAAUUGUGUUUCAUUUUACCCACUAUAAGGUACAAAUCGUAAACAAAAAGGUAGCUCUGUUACUGGAUCUCAAUUUUUAACAGAAUUUCAGUAAUUAUAUACUGUUAAAAACAAACACUGAUUUGGACUUAGGAGAGUGUUAAGGAAGAUGAGUCUUAAUCUUGCUAAGAAAUGUUUACUCUAUAUUACUGUGGAGUUGAAAUGUUUUUUAAAGGCCUGUAACUAAAAUGGAUUUGUAUUUAUUCACAGUAUUAACUUUCUACUGUGAGGGGUUGUUGAAUUAUUAGCAGAACCAAAUGAAUAAAUUGUACUUUCAUAUAUUUUAACCACUAAUAAUUGCCCUAGCAUCAAGUUCUAACAUCUUGACACUUAAAACUGGUUGAAUUAACCAUGUCUUUGUUUUAGUCACUGCUGUGUUCCAGAUCGUGGGACAGUUAAAUGUAUAGAAAUAUGCAAAAUAGUGUUUUAGAUGUACUGGUUGAAUUGUAAAUUAUAUUGAUAGUGUAAUCACUGUUUUUUUUUUUUUUGAAGCUAUACCUCUUUUGAUAAAUGGAAAUCAGUGGUUGAAUAUUAUUUAUUUGGAGAAUGGGUUUCAUGUAACAGUGAAUUGAACUGAUUGAGAAAAAAAACUGUAAUAAAAUAAAACACUGGACUCCUG
Monopterus albus (swamp eel) is the source of this 5183-nucleotide messenger RNA. RefSeq names its product itchy E3 ubiquitin protein ligase a (gene itcha). Gene Ontology annotation, molecular function: ubiquitin protein ligase activity; protein binding. The record is from RefSeq and is a predicted model, not a curated record. The transcript has 24 exons. Bases 202 to 2811 code for a protein of 869 amino acids. Gene Ontology annotation, biological process: protein K48-linked ubiquitination; protein K63-linked ubiquitination; protein K29-linked ubiquitination. Gene Ontology annotation, cellular component: cytoplasm. Lineage: Eukaryota; Metazoa; Chordata; Actinopteri; Synbranchiformes; Synbranchidae.